Pristis pectinata (smalltooth sawfish) is the source of this 1664-nucleotide messenger RNA. RefSeq names its product ATP-dependent RNA helicase DDX39A. The record is from RefSeq and is a predicted model, not a curated record. Bases 109 to 1392 code for a protein of 427 amino acids. Gene Ontology annotation, biological process: mRNA export from nucleus; mRNA splicing, via spliceosome. The transcript has 11 exons. NCBI's taxonomy places the organism in Eukaryota, Metazoa, Chordata, Chondrichthyes, Rhinopristiformes, Pristidae. Gene Ontology annotation, molecular function: ATP binding; RNA helicase activity; RNA binding.
GCCAAUCAGGAUGAACCAGAAGGCGGGCCAUCCGGCCGCAGGAAUACCCGCGAAGAGCGUGCGGAGCGGCCAUUUGCAAAAGCAGCGGGCGAGCGGAGUGCGGUCAAGAUGGCAGAGAAUGAUGUUGAGAAUGAAUUGUUGGAUUAUGAGGAGGAUGAUGAGAACCAGACCUCCACAGAACCAGCAUCAGCUCCAACUAAGAAGGAUGUGAAGGGUUCGUACGUCUCCAUUCACAGCUCUGGAUUCAGGGAUUUCUUGCUCAAACCAGAGCUGCUUCGAGCCAUUGUGGAUUGUGGCUUUGAGCAUCCCUCAGAAGUUCAACAUGAGUGCAUUCCUCAGGCCAUUCUUGGAAUGGACAUUCUCUGUCAGGCCAAAUCUGGAAUGGGAAAGACAGCUGUAUUUGUUCUUGCUACCCUGCAACAGUUGGAGGCUGUUGAUGGACAGGUGUCAGUCCUUGUUAUGUGCCAUACCAGAGAGUUGGCUUUUCAGAUUAGCAAAGAAUAUGAAAGGUUUUCGAAGUACAUGCCAAACAUCAAGGCAGCUGUAUUUUUUGGAGGCUUGUCAAUCAAAAAGGAUGAAGAUAUCCUGAAAAAGAAUUGUCCUCAUAUCGUUGUAGGAACACCAGGACGAAUCCUAGCCCUUACGCGUAGCAAGUCGCUCAAUUUGAAAUACGUCAAGCACUUUGUAUUGGAUGAGUGCGAUAAGAUGUUGGAGCAACUUGACAUGCGUAGAGACGUCCAGGAUAUUUUCCGUCUAACUCCUCAUGAAAAGCAGGUUAUGAUGUUCAGCGCCACCCUAAGCAAGGAGAUCCGUCCCGUCUGCCGCAAGUUCAUGCAGGAUCCCAUGGAGGUGUUUGUUGACGAUGAAACUAAGCUGACACUCCACGGAUUGCAGCAAUAUUAUGUUAAACUAAAGGACAAUGAGAAGAACCGAAAGUUGUUUGAUUUACUUGAUGUCCUGGAAUUUAAUCAGGUGGUGAUUUUUGUAAAGUCAGUGCAGCGCUGUGUGGCAUUGGCACAGCUGCUUGUGGAACAGAACUUCCCAGCCAUCGCCAUCCAUAGAGGAAUGGCACAGGAAGAGAGGUUGUCACGAUAUCAGCAGUUCAAAGAUUUUCAGAGACGUAUCUUGGUGGCAACAAACCUAUUUGGCCGUGGUAUGGACAUUGAACGAGUGAAUAUUGUCUUCAAUUAUGACAUGCCUGAGGACUCUGACACAUAUCUGCACAGGGUUGCACGUGCUGGUAGAUUUGGUACCAAGGGUUUGGCCAUUACCUUUGUAUCUGAUGAGACUGAUGCUAAGGUUCUGAAUGAUGUACAGGAUCGAUUUGAAGUCAAUGUUGCUGAGCUGCCAGAUGAAAUUGACAUUUCUACUUACAUUGAACAAAGCCGGUAGAGUCUGUGCUGUGAGGCCUGAACCUGUCCCGUGGAAACUUACUGCAGUUGAUUGGUCAUCUUCUGCCUACAAGAUGGGAAGAUGACUUUUAAAAUUUCUUUUGUUGAUACCUACUUUUUUAAAACUGUUUCAUGGAUUGAAAUUUGUGUGGAAGAAUUGAAGCUUUUAUACAACCUUGGAUCUGUUUUAAUUUGUUUGUAUAUUGCUCUUUCUGCCGGUCUUUACCUAAAGGUAGUUUGUUGGUUAAUAAAUCAAAUCAAUUUUUAAAAAUA